Molecule: messenger RNA, 1501 nt
Organism: Didymodactylos carnosus
Lineage: Eukaryota; Metazoa; Rotifera; Eurotatoria; Philodinida; Philodinidae
Source: the annotation of a GenBank genome assembly
AUGGAAGAAAAGAAGCAUUUUAAAAUAUACAAUAGACUGAUGUGUUCUUCUUUUUAAACAUAAUAUUUAGUAAAAUAUUUUCGUAUACUACUUCACUUCUACUUGAAAAUGCAUAAUUUGCUUUAAAUAUUUGUUCUACUUUUACUUGUUUUAGACAAUAUUUAUUUGUUUGGGUUCAUUUAUUAGUUUUAUUUCGUCAUCAAUUUACGUUGGUUUACUUGUUUUGCAUACAAUUGAAUGUUGGCAAUUAUCAUCGGGAAUACCAAUCUCAACAUUAUCGUUGCCAAAAACAACGACGAUCAUGACAAGGCCAUUGCUUUUAACAACGAAAGAGCCCACAUUUGAAAAUUUAGCUUUAUUAAUUAUAUUAACAAUGGCUCUCGUUCAAUCACUUCUAUCCAUUAUUGGCAGUGUUAUUUCAUUUAUUUGGGCACCGUGUUGUACUGGAGCAUCAUCGAUAUCCACAAAAACACAUUACAAUCAUAAGCAUGAGGUUUUAACGACAUCCGUACAACGAAAUAAUAAUAGAAAACAACAACGUAAUCAUCAUGCCCAACGUUUUCUAACAAAUGAUUCAUCAAUGAUGAAUGGUUACUUACAAAAGAGUCCAUUAAGAACAAAUUAUGAUGAUGUUGAAGAUAAUGAUACAUUAGUCUUUAUUCAUAUACAAAAAACGGCUGGAAGUGAAUUUGAACGAUCAAUUGUUAAAAAAUUAAAAUGGAAUGAGAAUAAUGCACAUACUUGUUUAUGUCCACAAAGAAAUCUAACAACAACCAUUAAACUUCGAUGUAAUUGUAAAAAGUCAUUAAAUUUGCAAGAGCCAUGGAUAAUAAGUCGAUUUAGCGUCGGGUGGAUAUGUGGUGUACAUGCUGAUUGGACAAUUUACCAUCGAUGUUUAGAACAUAUUCUAAAUUAUUUAUAUGGAGCAAAAAAACGAAGAUUUUUGUAUGCUACACUAUUACGAGAUCCUGUAUCACGGUUUAUCAGUGAAUAUCUUCAUACAAGACGUGGUGCCAAUUGGUUACCGGAACGGUUACCAUGUAAAAAAGCGCGUCUACUCCGAAAUCAAACAGCUUGUUGGAAAAAACAAACAUUAGAAGAAUACGCACAUUGUUCGUCAAAUUCGGCUAUCAAUCGUCAAACACGAAUGCUCUCUGAUAAUUCGUUGAUUAAUUGUUCAUCAUCCGAAUUUACCUACGAAAGUUUAACUAAUUUACAAAGUGCUAAACGAAAUCUAAUGGCAAUGAAAUUUUUUGGUUUAACAGAAUAUUUAGAAUUAGAUCAAAAAUUAUUUGAACAAUUAUUUUCUUGUCACUUUAUAUCGUAUUUAGAACAAGAAGAAAAGACAUUAACCAGUGAUUAUAUUAUUAAAUAUAACAUAAGUGAACAGAUCAUCGAAUUAAUCAAAGAGAAAAAUUCACACGAUCUUGAAUUAUAUCAUUUUGCGAAAAAAUUAUACUUUGAACGGACAUGUAAACUAUUGAAUGUUUGCAAGAAAUAA